CUCCAGCAGUUGUCUCAACUUGAAAAGUGAGUAGGUCGCUCCGUGUUGUCCUGCUGCGUUCCGAGCUCUACACCACCUACUCCGACAUGUUAACCGCGGAUGAAGAAGCUCUUCGACGGCAGGAAGAGCUGGCGAUCCAACAGGAGGUACUCUCCAUGGGCAUGUUCCACUCCGUGGGGGACACCACCUUCGAUAUGGGCGCGAUCCUCAGGAUGGAUCCAGCUCUCAUGAGCUUGAAGGUCGAAGAGCUCGAUGCAAUGCUUGCUGCUGAGUUGGCCGACCUGGACAGCCUCGGUGGGCCGGACUUUGGGAUGCCCAUGGGGCCCAUGGGAGGCAGGAUGGGGCCCAUGAGAGGCAUGGGGCCCAUGGGAGGCAUGGAGUCGAUGGAGCCCUUCCCGAACCAGCAGCCGAUCCCCCCUGUACCUCCAGUGCCAGAGGAUGCACCAGUUGUGAAGGCCGUUCUGGUUGCGCCAACAUACCAAAGCAGUAAGCACAACAUGCCUUUGCUGGGUCGGCUUGAUGUUCUCCUCGGAUCAGUUGGUGCCUUGGAAGACAUCCAGGUUGCGUUGCAGCACGCCAAGGUCAGGACUCCAGAGCUGAAGAUCUUGACUGAUGCCACCAAGCCAGGUGGUUGGGCUGUGACACAUGAGGCACCCACGCGGAAGAACAUCCUGAACUCUAUGAAAUGGCUGGUGCAAGAUGCGAAGCCUGGAGACAACUUGCUCUUCUUCUUUGCAGGUCAUGGUGGGCAGUCCAGAGACACUGACGGUGACGAAGAGGAUGGCCAGGACGAGCACAUCUGUCCUGUCAUCCAAGGGCAACAUCCCAAGUUUGCAGCUGCACUCGAGGGCUCCUUGGAGAGAGAAGAAGCAGAUGACCUUCUGGGCCGUCCGAUCAGCGAUGAUGAGAUUUUUGAGCAGAUGUUGAAAGAUCUGCCUGAGGGGGUGCGCCUCACCACCAUUUUUGAUGCUUGUCACAGCCAGACCAUGGCAGAUCUAAAGCACUCCUACGAGGUGCAUGUGGAGGAUGAGGAGAUGGCACGCGCACGACGACAGGAGCCACCACCCCCUGGUUUCAACUUCGACAAGCGCCCUUUGAUUUGCAAAGAAUUGAAAGGCAAGCAGUGUGCGGCCAGUGUCCUUUGCUUGGCAGGUUGCAAAGACCGGCAAACCCAACAGACAUGGUGUGACCAAAGCGGGCCCUCAAUGCGAGGAGCCUUCUUUCUCACGAACAUGCUGGCCAAGGCGAUUGGUGGCAUGCGCACUCCAAACCCAAGCUAUGCCGAUGUCUUGCGCGAGAUUACGCGCGAUUUCUACCGUGGGAACAGGCUCAACAUGAGCAUUCCCAGUUUCUCCACCUCUUCAGCAGUUGACCUCGAUGCACCUUUCAGUCUGGUGGGACCACUCGGAUGA
Molecule: messenger RNA, 1412 nt
Organism: Durusdinium trenchii
Lineage: Eukaryota; Dinophyceae; Suessiales; Symbiodiniaceae
Source: the annotation of a GenBank genome assembly